AUGGGAAUGGCGGUGCGGCAGGGCUGGCUGCGCAUCGCCGCGUUGUCUCUGUGCGUCGCGCCGUCGUCGUCGACGGGCAAAGGGCCCGUCGGCAUCUUCGCCGUCGACGCGACGCACGUCGUCAUCACGGACUCGAACUUCGCCGCGCUCUUCGCCGUGGACACGCGCGCGAGCCGGCGCGUCGGCGACUUCUUCUGGCCCGUGGACAGGUACAACCGCGCGCGGACAAAUACGACGCGCAAACAGGACUGGGUGUCGCCGACCGGCGUCGGGUCCUGCGCCGCCUGCGCGACCGCCUGGGUCUCCUCGAACGGCAACGAUGAGAAGCCGAGCUUCUGGCGCGUGGACCUCGCGCGGCCGCUGGCCGCCAUGGCGCAAACCGGGACCUUCGACGAGCUGGCGUCGUCGCGCGUCGUCGCGCGGCCCGUCGACGGGCGCGGCGUCGCGCGCCUCGCGGACGCCGGCCACGGGCCGUCCCUGAACGCGAGCCUCCGCAUGGUCGCAAUCGCCCCCAACGGCCGGGACGGCUACGUCGCGGCCAUGGGCUACGGCGUGCUCGUCUUCGACGCGACCGACGCGGCCGACGGGGGGCUUCUCCCCGUGGCCCAGCUGCGGCCGCGCCGCGGCGACGAGUUCGAGCUCCGCAUCACCGCGCUCUCGGGCCUCCAGUUCUCGUCCGACGACGGGUCCGCGCUCCUCGCGACGGACGAGGCGUCGUUCCUGCGCCUCGCCGACGUGAGCCGCCGCCGGUCGCGCGCGACCUUUGCGUCCGUCGGCUUCCGCGCCGCGUGCGGCGACCGCCACGCGCGCGACGUCGUCGAGGCCGGCGGCGCCUACUACGUGCUCAGCGGGCCGCAGCCCGUGUCCGACGCCAAGGGCCUCUACCGCGUCGACGCGCGGGGCGACGUCAGAUGCGCGCUGCUCACGAGCGACGACAAGGCCAACGGCUGGCGCGACGGCGCCUUCGGCGCCGCCCAGUUCUCGCGGCCGCACGCCAUGGCGCGGCUGCCGGGGACGUCGUCCCUCGCGAUCACGGACAUCGACAACCGCGUGCUGCGCCUCUACGCCUUCGCGCGCGAGGGCCAGGUGCGCACGGUGCCCUACGCCCAGGACCUCUGGGGCCGGCGCUUCCGCGGCGCGCCGGCGCCGGCGCCGCCGGCGGCCGCCGUCGCGCCGGGGUUGCGCGCCGCGCGCCGCUUCGACGACGCGCGCGCGGCCUGCGCGCGCGGCGGGCGCGACCUCUGCGGGCUCGGCGGCCUGCCCCGCGGCGACGCGGCCUGGGCGCGCGCGCUCUGGGCCGGCGACCCGCGCGGCGACGCGAACGCGCGCUUCGCGGCGCCCGAAACCGACUACGCGCUCUUCUGGACGCGCGAGCCGUGCGCGAGCUGCUGGCUGCGGAACCCGGGCGAGUGCGACCCGUUCGACGUCGACCGGCCCUACCCGCUCAACCCCAGGAACUACACCACGUCGACCUGGGGCCACGGCCGCAGGCUCGCCGCGGAGCUCGCGAGGGACGGCACCCUCGCGUACCUCUGCCUGGGGCCCGGGGAGCGGCUGGCGGGCCUGCCGGUCUGCUGCCCGCGCGGGGACUAA
Messenger RNA from Aureococcus anophagefferens, 1593 nucleotides. RefSeq lists its product as hypothetical. The transcript has a single exon. The record is from RefSeq and is a predicted model, not a curated record. Lineage: Eukaryota; Pelagophyceae; Pelagomonadales; Pelagomonadaceae. The coding region runs from base 1 to 1593 and encodes 530 amino acids.